GUAGCGCGCCGCGGAAAAAACAUAUCAUAUCAUCGUCGCGUUUCGCACAGCGCAACAUUGCAUUAGUACCUUAGCUUACCUACCCACAGACAGCAGUGUCUGGCAGUGCCCGUUCCGUCGUCGCGAGGAGCGAAAAAGAAAAAGAAAGAGUGAGAAAGAGAUGGCUGACGAUGUCGUACUCGACAGCUCGGAAAGCAACGUCUAAGCCAUGGCUUUACAGCUGAUCGAGUUUAAAGAGAGCUAGCGAUGAGUCAGGAGGAGGAGGGCCGUAAACGCGGCUCCUCGGUCAGCUACAUACGCGGCAACGGUGGCGCGAAGGACAACGUCGGCGACGACGACGAUGGCAGUGUCGUUCCUGACGAUGAGAUUCACAUCUCACUCGCGCCCUAUAUACAAACUUACUUAGCGCACAGUGGUCAAGGUUUGGGAUGCUGCGGGGUUGGCUUACCUGUACCCUUCGAAAGGGCUGCACCCCGAUCAUGGUGGAAUCCGAAAUUCGACUCUGAAAUUCUAGAAGGACAGUACAAGUGCAGCUCCUUUCCGCAGAUCAGACUACGAUUUAGGUAUGCUCUCACCUACAUACUUUUGAUAUCAAUAAUAUGGCUGGGUUACUUUGUCAUACUUGGCAUAGAAGAUAAAAGUGAUUGUUGGUUAGCUAUAGUAAUGAUGUUCGGCACUGUUAGCAUAUUAUGUGCAGCAAUUCUUUACCUCACUUACACAGACUAUUACAGAACUUUUGUCUUGCCUAUAUCAGUGGGCGUUGCCUUGAUGCUUUGUUUUCUAUCGAUAUUGUUUCUGGUUUUAGUGCCACCUUAUGAGGAUGGCUUAACAUUGGUUGGACAUUUUGCAUUAUGUUCAGAAAUCUUACUGCUGAUAUAUACAGUCUUGCCAUUGCCAUUGUAUCUCUGUGUACUGAUAUGUUCGCUCUACUCAUUUCUAUUUGAAUUCUUCACUGCUUACAAAUACAGUUCUGAAAGUACAAGACAAUAUUUCAGUGAUGUAGUCCCACCCCCAAGUGUAGCAGUCCAUUCUUUCAAUCAGAACAUCACUUUUCAAAGGCUGAUAAGAGCUGUAAACAAUACAAGUAGUAUCGUCAACAGUACUAUACAAGAAUUUCUGCCAUUAUUAAUGCCAAAUCUCGAGUCUGAAACAAAUCUCCUCAACUCCAGUUAUGAAGCUUCUUUAUCGAUAAUUUAUGAUGAUGUAACAAAUACUAAGAUUCUUAUUAUAAGAAUUCUUAUGCAGAUUUGCAUCCACUUAAUUGGUGUACAUAUCCUGAUAAUGACCUUUGUACGAAUGCGAGGUACAUUUAUGAAAGUUGGUCAAUCUUUACUCGUACGUAGGCAGCUUGAGAUGGAGAAACAGCUCAAAGAGAAGAUGAUACACUCUGUAAUGCCACCUAAAGUUGCUGAUUGGUUGAUGGAGGAAAGCGAGAGAGAAAGAGAACGCGAAGACUCGCUGAAAAAAGGUUCAAUACCGUCUAAUAAUACCGACAUUCGUUCGCUCUUCAGACCCUUUAACAUGCACUCGAUGGAUGACGUUAGUAUAUUGUUUGCGGAUAUCGUUGGUUUUACAAGGAUGAGUAGUAACAAGACAGCUGAGGAACUGGUCGGAAUAUUGAAUGAUCUGUUCGAGAGAUUCGAUGAUUUAUGUGAGCAGCACGGCUGUGAGAAGAUUUCAACUCUUGGCGAUUGUUACUAUUGCGUGAGUGGAUGUCCUGAGCCAAGACCUGAUCAUGCAAAGUGUUGCGUGGAAAUGGGUUUGGCAAUGAUCGAGGCAAUAAAGCAAUUCGACAUCGAGCGCCGUGAAGGUGUAAAUAUGCGAGUUGGCGUUCAUACCGGUACCGUACUAUGUGGUAUCGUUGGUACAAAAAGAUUUAAGUUUGAUGUGUGGUCAAACGAUGUCACCCUUGCCAACAAACUUGAGAGUACUGGUAAACCUGGUAGGGUUCAUUUGAGCGAAAAAACUUUGAGCUUUCUCAAUGAUCAGUAUCUCACCGAAGAUGGCGAGCUUGUUAAUGGUAUGAAAACCUACUUUAUAAAAACUCGCAAAGCUGAUUUCGUCUCGCAAGUAAUGAACAGCGUAAACGCGCCAACGAACGUCUCACCAAUACUUCAAGCCCGUCAUCGUCUAGCCUCGUGUAGUAGUCAAGGUAAAGCUGUACGUCCGCACUAUCUACACAUGGUGACGAAUGCGAGUAGUUAUCGUAUGAAAGCGAAUUCGUUGCCAAGUAUCCUCGAUUCGGACAACGAUGCCGACAACAUGGACGAGGUUGAAGAUUCAAGUAAAUCGCCUAGUUCAACUGCCAGUUACGGCAAGAAAAAGAAACUUCGGCCUUGGAGGUAUUUACAAAGACAAAGGACUACCGAAGAGAUGUCACCAUUGGAAGUAGAAAGUAGAAGGAAUAUUAUAAUUGCUGAAGCAAAUCUGGGAUUGCCGUUUGCGCCAACGCCGCCUGUUGCUAAGAAUAAUGGAUCGCCAAAGUUCCCAAUCCCAGUGAACAAUGUUCUGGAAGUAGAUAUGAAUCCAAUGCCUUCGAGUCCAUUACUUCCUGGACAGGAUACACUGAGUCAUGCAUCCUCGAUAUGUAGUAGAAAAGACUCUGGUAUACGCAGCAACAGUAGACGUAGUAGUAUACAGCAACAGCUAUUCCUGAUGAAUGGGAUGACCCAAGGUGAUUUGUUGGGACCAAGAGUAAGCGGUUAUUAUACGUCUAGCUCGACACUGAAUUCCACUCAUGAUCCGUCGUCAUCUGUUCCACCUUAUCCAUUUCCACCGGCCGUUACCGAUACAUUUGGCGCCUGUUUUCAUAAGCUUCGAAAGCAAUCUGAUUUACAAUUGAUCAGAUGUGUACAGGACAACGUAACAUCACAAAGCUCGUAUUUCGUUAAACCACCAUUAUCCAGUGUCACACUAUUUUUUAAAAACAAAGAGAUGGAAAAGGAAUAUCGUGAAAAUGCACACAAGGCCUCUGAAGGUAUCGGUGGUAAUCCACCAACACUUGCGACGUCGCGUUUCAACACGUACUUUGAUAUCUUAAUCUCGGCCCUCGUUUAUACGGCUAUCGCGAUAUCGCUGUUUCUACUCUGCAAGCCAACAUUGCAGUAUCAUAUAUUCUUCGGCCUCGCUGCUCUCAUUCAGAUUUUCGCGGUCACACUGUGUAUACGACAGUUGUUAAAUCCAGGUCUAACAUUCGCUCACAAAAUCUUCAAGUUCUUUGCCAAAUGGUAUCCAUGGCACGUGUGCGGUGCCAUCCUGGUCGGCCUGCCAAUCGUUUCAAUUUUAAUGAAUUUCACCUGCAAUAACAUUAGUUUAGGGCAUUUCGAGUACUACUACAGCUACUUAGUGAUCGUUGCUCUCGUGCACUUUUGUAACUUUACGCAACUUAAUUGCUGGAUGAAGAAUUUUCUAGCAACUCUCACUGGGAUAAUUUUCGUUUAUCUUGUCAUUAGUCAUGUAUACAGACAGAAUAUCGUUACGUUACAAUCAGAUUCGUCAAAAGAACUUAACAACAACUUUGGAAUCAACUCGUCAAUAGGUCGUCCAAUACAUCCAAUCUCUCCUUUAUCAUCUGAAAAUCCGAUCGACAAUUUAUUACGACCAGAUCAGUCAUCCAGUGUCAUGAACGCAAUAGAAACACCAACAAAAAGCGAAGGAGCUUAUGAGUAUAAUAAACGACUCUAUGAUUCAGAGAUUUAUUUCGAUCUUGGUCUUCUUCUACUUCUCGUCUGGUUUUUAAACCGAGAAUUUGAAAUCAGUUAUAGAUUGAGUUUCCACGGUAACGCAGUGGCAGCUCGAGAUAAAAGUCGCGUACAGUCGAUGAAGAAUCAGGCAGAUUGGCUGUUGCACAACAUUAUACCUAAGUACGUCGCAGAUCAGUUAAAAACCACUGCCAAAUAUUCUCAGAAUCACAAGCAAGUGGGCAUUAUUUUUGCUAGUAUAGUCAAUUUUAAUGAGCUCUACGAUGAGUCGUAUCUCGGAGGCAAAGAGUAUCUGAGAGUGUUAAACGAGUUGAUUGGAGAUUUCGAUGAGUUACUUGAAAAGAAAGAAUAUUCAAACGUUGAGAAGAUCAAAACGAUUGGUAGUACUUUUAUGGCAGCUAGUGGUUUGAAUCCUCAGGUGAGGCUACAGAGUGAGCACAAGUACACGCAUUUGUAUCAGCUAUUGGAAUUCGCCGAAGCCAUGCACAAAGUUAUUUACGAUUUCAACAACGAUCUUCUAGGCUUCAAAUUGAUACUUCGUGUAGGGUUUAAUUACGGUGAUGUUACUGCAGGUGUAAUCGGCGCAACCAAAUUGUACUACGAUAUCUGGGGCGACGCAGUAAAUAUCGCCUCACGAAUGGAUUCCACUGGCGUAGCUGGUGAAAUUCAAUUUGCCAGUAACUGCCUGGACGUCGUUUCACUGAGGUACAAUUACGAGCCUCGUGGUCAAGUCUACGUCAAAGGCAAAGAUGAUAUGAACGUAUUUCUGCUAAAGGGUAAAAGAAGUUGAGUCGACGUGCUAGGUAUAUAUAGAUAGGGAGAUUAAUGUAAAGGUGAAUGUUACCAGUCUCGAAUGGGAGACGGUUUAUUGUUAGAUUUUACGUAUGGGAGAGAUGAUGCAAGUAGAUUGAAAAUUUGAAUGCCAACGGAGAAUGAGCUUUUUAAUUGUCGAUUAAUGCAAAUUCUAAAUAAGAACUCUAAAUAGUAGGUAGACAAAAAUUAAAGACACAUUCUGAUAAUAUUUAUUUUUACAAAAAAAACUCUUUGAAAGUUAAGCAAAUAUUUUAAGAUUUUUUUUAAUACAUAUUCAUCUGCAGAAUAUAUAUGAAUAGUAAAUUGAUUCUACGUACAUCAAAUAGGUAAUGCAUUUUAAAUAUUAUAAUAAUGAAGUUAAUAAAGACUUCAAGUUUUAACAAUUACGAUAAAAAGAUUUGAAAAAAAGUUCCUUAACUUACUAUAAAGUAGUUCUUUAUAAAACGCCUAUUUACUUGAAAAAUUAAUAUUCAAGCAUCAAUUAAAACAAAUAAGAUAUUAAAUAUUUAUUGUCAUGUAUUUGGGUUAGUUGAAAAUAACUGUAAGCACGGUACUUGGUUAUACUAAUAUUUAUUUAAUUAAAGGCAAAUUUACAUUGAUUCGAGUCAGACGUGAAUCAGGUAUGCAAGCCUUCAGAAAUGAAUCCUAAACUAAGGACUGAUAUUAACAGUAAAGAAGUUUGUCGAUUGUUAACUUGAAAGCGUCUGAUAUGGUUGCUCAAAGUGACCGCUGUGAUAAUAAAGUUUUGUAAAAAAAAUGCCACUAAUAUGUACCAUAUACUCUCUGAUAGCAUCAAAUUUUCAAUCUACUAACUAAUGCGUCAAUAAAACAAAACUAAAUGGCCAAAAAAUGUUAUUGCUUAAAUUUACACACACAAGACACACAAAUACACACACGCAUAUAUUGUAAACGCCUUGAUUCAACAUAAAUGGAUACUCGUUCGAUUGUGAUAAAUCACGCCUUAUUAAGCCUCGUUGACUGCUCAUUCUCAGUAAAAAAAAGAGGUGGGAGAAUUUCGAUUUGAAAUAAAUACCGUAUUUUUGUAAAUAAAAAUUGUCUGAAAUGAAAUUACAAUAGCAAUUGAUAAGGGGAAGACAGAGUGAAACACGGUGAACACAUAAUUUAUAAAUAUAAGUACACAACUUUAAUAUAUAUGCGCUUUCAAUGAGCCUCGCGUUCACGUAAGUGUCUUGUAUUCAAUUGUAAAAAUCGUCGUAACUCCAAAAUAAAAGAAUAUAAGUGUAAUAAUUGGUAACGUGCUACUUUACCGAUUAUGUAUUAUAAUGAAAAUAAUAACGCCACUAGCUCGUUUAAAGCAGCUAGAUUUUUGUUAAUGAUGGUUUAUUGAUUUUACUGACGAAUGAUUUCGUCCUUUUAGCGUUAAUUUAAUAAAGACUCGAGAGCGAUGAACAACAGCAAGCAAAAAAUAGUACAUGGUACUAUUAAAAGAAUCUUAUAUUGUAUGAUGUCUUUUGACAUACAAAGAUUUAGAGUAAUUUUUUUCAAAUAAAAGUUUUUCAAUGAUUUGCUAGCUGAGCAAGUGUUCAUUUGUUCAUGAAGUCUUUGUAAAAAAAUGAAGAAACCAAUUGUAACUUUUGAUUUAACCAAUUGUAACACUGUCUUCCGUGGUGCUGAUACUUUGUAUAUAUCAUGACAGAAAUGUUUAUUAGCUUUUGUACGAGAUGAAUGUCAUGUCGAUGAUGUUUUAUAUUAUAUUAUCGAAGCGUUAUAGCGAACUGGAAUGUCGCAUUAAUUAAAAAUGAAAAUAACAGAAAGAAAAAAAAACAAAUCUCGUGACUCUGUUUACAAUUCAUUGUAAAUCUUUUACCGUGUGAAUCUCUCAGUAAAGGAAUAACAUUGUUAGCUCUUCUUUUGGGCAUUUCGCUAUGUUGCAUUUUUAAAGUCGAACGUUAUUUUUUGAUGGUAAAUUUUCCUUAUAAUAUCUCACAACUGUGAGUUUAGAAAAACUAUCUAGCGAUGAAUACGUUUGUUUUAUAAUUUAACUAAGAAUGUUUUUUAAUGAGAGACGCUAAUUAUAAUAAUAAUAAUCAUGAUAUUUAGAGAGCCGAGAUUCACGUGAUUCAGUCAUUUAAUUAAUACACGUCGAGACUUUGAAGUUUGUUUUAAUGUUUCCGGAACUAUACUUUUCUUAAGUCCAUUGUUGAAUCUUCAGAGUAUCCAACGAUAAUCAACUAAUUUUGAAAUAAAAAAAGUCGAAUCACGAUUGAAUAAAAUUUUAAAUAAGAAAAGAUAAUAUUUGAUGAUAUUCUGAAAAAAAAGUUGUAAAAGAAGACUGUAAAAUUAUAUUUCAUCAUGAAAUAUUGAUGGUUUGAUGUGUCUGCAGUUCGUGCAAAAUUUAGAAGAAAUUACUCAAUUUUCAGAAAAAAGACAAAGAAAAGCAAUUGUAUGUAGUGUUUGUUUUAUUGGCAACAUAGCUAUGUAACAGUAGUCGAGUCAGUUUACUCGUAUGAUAUAUUUAUUGUAAUCUAAUAUUGUUAUAUAUUGAAUUUUUGAAGGAUGAUCAUUGGAAAGCGAGGAAAAUUUAUAUAUAUGCAUAUUAUAAAAUACGUCAGUGUACAUAUAAAUAUAAACGUAAAAAGGAGACGAUUCCUCUCGUCAAUAAGAAAUAUAAAGUAAAUUCUCAUAUGGAUUUCUCAAAGAUUUAAUGAAUUACGUGUGGGAGAAAGAUUCAAUACAGCGUACGCGUGUCUAAAAAUUAAUGAUAAAACAUUCGGGCUACAUAUCUCUGAUUAUUAUUAACAGUGCAUUUAUUUAUUAUGUUAUUAUAUAAAACUCUAAAUUACAGUCAACUUUGGAAACUGUAAAGCAAAAUUUUGUCAGAGAAAAAAAGAUUGACAUUAAGAAGUUAAGAGUGUCAAAUUUUAAUAUGGGCGAAAUUGAAAGUUCGCGAUGCCUAUUUUAUAUGUUUAUUAUUAAUCAAUUAAAAAAGUCAUACUUGAUUUUGAUCGAAAAGAUGGAAUAGUUUACGAGUAGGUUAUAUUUGUAUUUGUUUUAAGUAUAUCAUUAGAUAUUAUCUGUUGUUAUGUUUGUUAUAACGUCUACAUGAAGGAAUUGGAUUUAGUCGUUUAUAAUAAGUUGUACAUUCAAAUAAUUUAUCUCGAUUCACUUAAAAAAAAUAAAUAAAAAAAAUAAUUUAAUAAAAAUUGUUUUUCAUUUGAACGGUUUACAUUUUAUUCUGUACUUCUUUCAAUAAUAAAAUAAAAAAGAGAUCGUAUUCACUCAUUUGUAAGGUGAAUUAAAGAUCUCAACAUAUUAUUAUGUAUCACAUUACCGAAUUAUUAAAUACGAACAUAUCCUCACUCAUAAUAACAAUAAUAACUAGAUAUUCGGUGUUAAUAUCAAAUAAAAAGUAUUUUUCGUCACGGAUACGUCAAGAAUGGCAAUGCUGCAGAGUAUUUUACUUUCAUUAAGAAGACACGGAAGCCUAUGAUGAUAAGAAAGUUUUAUCAGUACACGUCUGCACUGCUCAGCUACUAUACUUUAUACAAUAAUUACAAAUCUAAUUAUUUGUAAAGCCCCCCCCCUUAUCCCAUAAAGAUCGUUAUAUGUUAAGAUCUAAUGACAACCAGCAUUGGUCACACGUGAAAGCGUUCUUUGUGAAUAGUUGUUACAUUUCGUGUCCUUUCGCAUUCCUAUUAUCAUGUCGUUUUAAAAUAAAACUUCUGAUCGUGGCGGUGUCUAUCGAAGGAUGUAGGUCGAGAACGAAUUCCAUAGUGAAUUCAUCGACUAUUUUAUUUAGGUCAAUUAAUAUUUGGUAAAAUAUCAAACUUUAUUUUACCAUAGGCACAGAUCAGCAAAAGAUAACGGGUACAGUGAAUUGCAAAAGAUAGUAGUAGCUGUCGUGCAAUAUAUAGUGUGUUUUCUUGCUUAUUUUGGGACUUUAGAUAUACGAUCAUUGGCGUACGGUAAGAGAAACGGACUUAUCGUAAUUAUUAUUAUCGCAGUAUUUCCAUUUGAACAUUAUGGAUAAAUCGAAUCUAUUUCUUACUGCCAGCAUCAUAUUAUUAUUAGACUCCGAAAUUAUAAUUCAGACAAUAUAAAGCCGGUAGAAACAAAAUAACAAAACAUCGGAAUAUAAGCUAUUCCAUUCAUAUGGCAAACGUAAUUGGCUAUUUGACGUGUUUACUUACAGUUUUACGGGUACACGCUACGAUGACAGACUAUUCGAGUUACGAUUUUAGAAAAGAAAAUCUUCGUUUCGUAAUCUAUUGAAACUCUUCAGCGGCUCGAUGAUCAUAUGAGCAAACGCAUUAUAUCGUCUAGCGUUUUACAGAUUAUCCACUUUAGCGAGUCGACGCCCUGCAAUAAUGUUGCACAGUCUGCUUGAAACAGCUUGGUUUAUAUUUGUAUGAUGCUCAGGCCGUAUGGCACCCUGUUAGUUUGCGCUGAUAAAAUCUCAACUUGGCCCCCUGUAGACGCAAUUGUUAUCGUGCUCGGCUAAACGAAGCGAAGCGUUUCUGGAUACCUCAUACGGACGAUCGAUUCACAAUAUUAUGAUGAUGAAAACGUGCUCGUAUGUAUUUAUUUAUUUGUCACGGCUUGUCUCGAUUGCUAGCGAUGAGACGCACUGUUGUAUACGGCAAUUUGAUAUGACGUAUCGCGGACACCGCGGAUGAGCCAGCAGGCUGGAAUAGUGCGCUGUCCUAUGGCUGAUUGCUUGCCAAUGAUUCCCUGUACAAUCAAUAAAGAAUUGGAUCGUGACUGUGAAGAUCGUCGCGACAGAUUGUUCUCUGCGGAAAUGAGCUUUGAGGCAUGCGUUCCUCGCAACGAUCAUUCCUUGUCAAGAUAUGCUGGCAAUGAAAAUUGAACCAAAUUGCGGGGGCAUCGCUCUGGAACCGGCGCGCGAUUCGAAAGAGAGGCGACCGCGUCUUCCGAAAUAAUCGGGCGAUUUGACCGAGCACACGAUCCUCGCGGGCGCUCCGGCCCCGGAGUCGUGCUCGCGUUGUACGCGGCGACUGGCGUUCGCUUCGCAGUCUUGAAUUCGGUUAAGCCCCACGGUCGAGCCCUUGCAGUCUGGGCUUGCUUGGGCGAACGCGUUACCUCGUGCGACCGAGGCACCGCGACGGAAAAACGAGGAGCGACGGAGGAAAAAUUGACUCCGUUAUUUUUCGUUCCGUCGAUCAGCUCGGCCGAGUAAUAAGCAGCGAAUGCUAAAAAAAGACUCGCCGGAACGUCGCACGAGCAUUAAUUCAUAGGCGAGCAUCUUGGUAUUGGUGUUAAGCAUAUUAGCCGCUAUUACGUUUGCAAUCA
This is a messenger RNA of Phymastichus coffea, 9785 nucleotides long. RefSeq names its product adenylate cyclase type 9 (gene Ac13E). The record is from RefSeq and is a predicted model, not a curated record. Gene Ontology annotation, biological process: adenylate cyclase-activating G protein-coupled receptor signaling pathway; intracellular signal transduction; cyclic nucleotide biosynthetic process. NCBI's taxonomy places the organism in Eukaryota, Metazoa, Arthropoda, Insecta, Hymenoptera, Eulophidae. The transcript has 11 exons. Gene Ontology annotation, molecular function: adenylate cyclase activity. Bases 247 to 4491 code for a protein of 1414 amino acids.